AUGAAGCUAGGUUUGAUAUCGACGUUGUUGGUCACAUUAUUUUCAUAUAAUGUCAAGGCUAUUGAUUUGGAUGUUACUUCAGACGAUUCAAUAGAUAGUGCGUGUGCCUUGAUUGCAUCUGGGUUGAUGGAUUACUACUGGGGUAAAGAUUAUGGUGGAACAAUUGGUAUGUUUACCCAUCCGUACUAUUGGUGGGAAGCCGGAGGAGCAUUUGGAUCUAUGAUUGAUUAUUGGUAUUAUUUUGACAAUGAUACAUAUAACGAUGUCGUUAUCCAAUCAUUACUAUACCAAAGAGGAGAUGAUAAUAAUUUUAUGCCCUUGAAUCAAACAACAACCGAAGGUAACGAUGAUCAAGUUUUCUGGGGGAUUGCUGCAAUUCAGGCGGCCGAAAGAAACUUUACAAAUCCAGGCUCCCAAUAUCCUUCAUGGUUUGAGCUAGCAACUGCAACUUUCAACACAAUGAAAAAUAGAUGGGAUGAAGGAUCAUGUGGAGGGGGGUUAAGAUGGCAAAUUUUCCCCUGGAAUAAUGGUUACGACUAUAAAAAUACUGUUUCGAAUGCCGGUUUAUUUCAUCUAGGUGCAAGAUUAUUAAGAUAUACAGGAAAUGAGUCCUAUUACCAUGAUUGGUGUGACAGAACAUAUGAUUGGAUGGUUGAUAUUGGAUUUAUCAAUGAAACCAAAUGGGCAGCAUAUGAUGGUGCAAAUAUUGAAUCAAACUGUCAAAAUAGAACACCGUACCUGUGGACUUACAAUUAUGCGUUGAUUAUAAGUGGUUGUGCUUAUAUGUACAAUUACACAGGUGAACAAAAAUGGCAUGAUAGAGUCAUGGGUUUUGUACAAGGAACUAAAAUCUUCUUUGACGAGCACGGUGUGAUGUAUGAGAGUGCGUGUAUGAGAGUGCAUACAUGUAAGACAGAUCAGAGAUCAUUCAGAGCUUAUUUUGCUAGGAUGUUGGCGUUAACUGCGGUAUUAGUACCGGAUAGUUACGAUGAGAUAUACUCCAGAUUAGAAACAUCAGCCAAGGCGGUUGCACAAUCGUGUGUUGGUGGUUACGAUCACCAUACUUGUGGAAUGAACUGGUCUUAUCCUGGAUGGGACCAAUAUUAUGGGUUGGGUGAGCAGAUGUCAUCGCUAGAAGUUGUACAAAGUUUGAUGAUUAAAGAGAAACGGAGAUUACUAACGUUACAAGACGGUGCAACAAGUGAUGGGUUCCCUGAUUUCGGUAAUUCAACAGCAUUGCCAACACAGAAGGCAUUAGAUUUAAAUAGGGGUGAUACAGCAGGUGCGGCAAUCAUUACAGUUGUUAUUUUGAUACCAACCAUUUUGCUUGGUUAUUAUGUUAUUGUGUAA
Molecule: messenger RNA, 1350 nt
Organism: Pichia kudriavzevii
Lineage: Eukaryota; Fungi; Ascomycota; Pichiomycetes; Pichiales; Pichiaceae
Exons: 1
Coding region: 1-1350 (449 amino acids)
Biological process (GO): carbohydrate catabolic process; budding cell bud growth; fungal-type cell wall biogenesis
Molecular function (GO): mannan endo-1,6-alpha-mannosidase activity
Source: RefSeq, a predicted model, not a curated record